UUCAAUUCUGAAUUCUUUUCCAAUUUCAAAUUCUCAACCGCCGUCAACUAACGCCGUUAUUUUAUUCCAUCCCACCCCACGCCACGCCCACUCCGAUAACCAUCUGCUGCAGAAGACAAACAAAUCCACUGUCACACACAAAAACACACGCACAGUGUGGAGAGAGCUCAAGAAAUCUCUCGAUAAGGCAAACCCAGAAGACAAACAAGCUAUGGAGCAGGAAGUUACUGAGAUUCAUAUGGAGAAGGAGCCAAAAGGUGUCAUAAUUUACUCAAAUUGUGUCUCCCACGAUAAAAGUUACAAAAUAGCAAGCUACCAAGAUGAGUUACAACCGUUUGAACAAAUUAAUCCCAAACCAAAACCAGACGAUGCAUUGAAAGAGGAUGCUGAACUAAAGGAGUAUCAAAUAAAGGAAUGCAAUACUGAGAAGUCGGUUGAGAUCAGUAAACUUUGCCAAGUUGAAAAAGGUGAGGCCGAAGAUCUGCCUAGCCCAAAUGUUGAUAUUAACAUGGCAAAGGAGGAUGCAAAAUCUGAAGGCCGGAAAACAACAGCUCACGAGAAGAGAUCAAUGACCUUUGGAAAAUCUGCCACCAAAUCAGCAGCUGGAAAUUGUAAAACAAAAUGCACUGUUUCACACCCAUUUGCUCUGGCAACUGAAAAGCGCUCUUUAUAUGGUACUCACCCUCAUGGGGAUGAGUUUGAUAAAGCAUCUAAUGUUGACAGUUCACCGCAGCCAAGCGCUGCAAAGAUGAAUCAGCUAGUCUCGCCUACUGUACCAAGGAAGCCAUUGCAACCUGAUAACAAGAAGCAUCCAGAUGAUGAUAACUAUUCAGUAGCUUCCACAACUGUGACAUCGGCAAGAAAGUUUGGGACAACUGUUGCAUCAGCCCCAACCUUCAGGUGCAAUGACCGUGCAGAGAGAAGAAAAGAGUUUUAUACAAAGUUAGAGGAGAAACAUCAAGCACUGGAGGCAGAGAAAACUCAAUGUGAGGCCAGGACAAAGGAAGAGACUGAAGCAGCAAUCAAGCAACUAAGGAAGAGUUUGGCAUUUAAAGCAAGCCCAAUGCCAAGCUUCUACCACGAGGGAGCUCCACCAAAGGUCGAACUGAAAAAGACACCUCCUACUCGUGCAAAAUCGCCAAAGUUGGGCAGAAGGAAGAACUUCAGUGACACUGGAGGUUUAGACAAAGGGAGUCGAGAAGGUCAUCAGAGUUUUACCAUUUACAGAGACAAUCCUCAAAUACUUCCAGCAACUAGGAAAAAUGGGAUCAAUGUCCAGAAUGGUACUGCUUCCAUAACAAAAAAACAGCCCCAACAAGACUGAUGUGGUCUUCACGUCUAAGAUGAGUGAAGAUUGAUUUGUGGACAUUGCUGUUCUUUCUUAGCGCAUCGGUAUGUUUUUCUUAUUGCUGGGGAAGGACAUUAACUUAUUGAGGAGGUUAUUCGGAUCUUAUGCCUUGUUGACUGUUGUGAUUUGGGUAUGUAUUUAAACAGCAAAAAUCUUUGCUGCAAUUUGCGCUAUAUCAAUGUUUGUGAAGUUUGAAACUUCAUUAAGUUAUUCCCGUGUAUUUUGUAAUUAUGUGUCUGUAAAUGUUAUUCCUUUCAUUCUGGACGUGUUCUGGCUGUCGUUAUAGUGAGAACUUCGACUGUGAAA
Molecule: messenger RNA, 1654 nt
Organism: Olea europaea var. sylvestris
Lineage: Eukaryota; Viridiplantae; Streptophyta; Magnoliopsida; Lamiales; Oleaceae
Product: protein WVD2-like 3
Exons: 7
Coding region: 212-1324 (370 amino acids)
Biological process (GO): microtubule cytoskeleton organization
Molecular function (GO): microtubule binding
Source: RefSeq, a predicted model, not a curated record